UUUCGACUCGAUCUCAGUCUCUUUUUUUUUUUUUUUUUUUUUUUAAGUUUUAGUCGUUCGUUCGGCUUGCUUUCUCUCUUGGCAGAUGGAACCAGCCGCAGCGCCGAGUGCACCAGAACCGGCUGCCGGCGCCGCAGCACCGCACAUCUCACAGUUCAUUCCUUAUGGGAUGCCUGGAUAUCAACCCUCAGCAAUCCGGCGCGCGACGCUCGAGCAGCAGGCGCUGUUGAAUGCCAAGCCGCCAGAAGUCGUCCUGCUCGAGCAGGCGCUCAGCUCGUGUGUCGUCCACGGAAUGAUGGCCACCGGCGCAGGAUUUGUUGCCGGAGGCGCGUUCGGUUUGAUCACUUCGGGCAUGGAUCCAAACAUCCUGGGCACUGCCGAUCGCCCAACAGCCCUCAAGCCGCGAGAAGUAUUCCGCGAGAUGGGAAAUAGAAGCUGGACUUUUGCCAAGAAUUUUGCUCUUGUCGGUGGACUGUUCGCGACCAGCGAGUGCUACAUUGAAAAGUACCGAGGGAAAGUGGACAUCUACAACAGUGUAGGAUCUGGCUGCUUUGCUGGUGCCGCAAUGGGCUUCCGAGCUGGACCGCAAGCAGCUGCAUUGGGAUGUGCAGGUUUCGCCGCGUUCUCGGCUGCAAUCGAUUACUUUAUGAAACAUUAACAGCAAUGUCGAUCAGCGGUGGCCGAAAUGUCAAAGAAAACUUAUUAAAGAAACAGUGUAUUCUAGAAAAUA
Molecule: messenger RNA, 730 nt
Organism: Capsaspora owczarzaki ATCC 30864
Lineage: Eukaryota; Filasterea; Ministeriida; Capsasporidae
Product: import inner membrane translocase subunit Tim22
Exons: 4
Coding region: 86-658 (190 amino acids)
Biological process (GO): protein insertion into mitochondrial inner membrane
Cellular component (GO): TIM22 mitochondrial import inner membrane insertion complex
Molecular function (GO): transmembrane protein transporter activity
Source: RefSeq, a predicted model, not a curated record